Molecule: messenger RNA, 1948 nt
Organism: Limanda limanda (common dab)
Lineage: Eukaryota; Metazoa; Chordata; Actinopteri; Pleuronectiformes; Pleuronectidae
Gene: tpgs1
Product: tubulin polyglutamylase complex subunit 1
Exons: 2
Coding region: 1-990 (329 amino acids)
Biological process (GO): protein polyglutamylation
Molecular function (GO): microtubule binding
Source: RefSeq, a predicted model, not a curated record
AUGGCGGACAAAGACAAACGCCGGCCCGGGCUGGCUCCCCCCGCGAUGCCCGAGGGCAAAGCCACCAAGUCGGACAGCGACAGGGAGUUCCUGUCGCAGGCCGGUGUGGGGGAGCUGCUCCGCGGCGCCAUCUUGAAGAUGGUGGAGGCCAGGUCGGACGAUCCCAUCGGCUUCCUCGCCGACCACUUCUGCAACCUCUCCUCCUCCAUGACGGAGGGCGGCUCGGCGGGGGGCUGCGACCCGGAGCCGCUGAGCAAGGCACCACCGCUCAGCGCAGGCGCCCAGGAGCAGCAGCAUCUCAACCGGGCGCUGUGGCACCUGCGGCUGGCGCAUCACUCCCAGAGAUCUGCCUUCAGCAACAACGUCCGCGUGGCCUUCGACCUCCUAAACCUCACCGGGCCCCAAAGACAUCCAGGGGAGGCUCCUGAAGGCCCAGACGGCUCCUGCACCGAGAGCCCCACAGGAGGAGGAGGAGGAGGGGUGAGAGGAGGCCUCUACUCCCAGACUCUGCAGUGUCUAUGCAGUGAAGGUGGCGUCCCUGCCUCCACCUCCGCUCCACUCCUCCGACGACUCCACUGCCAAGACCACGAGGCUGUCCCUUACGACAUCUUCCGACACGGCGUGCUCACGUGUGCCGUCUUCUCGGACUACAUCCGGCAGGCCCAGAGGCUUUACGCCGAGGUGUGCUGCCCAGACAACGGGCCCGCCUCCCGGGCGCUGUGCCUGGCCGUGCUGGGCACCCUGAAGGAAGCUCUGGAGACGUCCCAGGGCUGUGAUGCAAACUGCUGCGUUAACGCCAACAACUCCUGUCUGGAGGCCAACGUGAAGGCCAUACGCUACCUGAAGGCCAGCGCCAAUAUCUCUCCCUGCAAGCUCGCUCAGGCUAUGUCUGGAGCGCAGCUGCGGGGUCCGGGCGGCGACAUGGACGCUAAGGAGUUUGAGAAUGCAGCGGCUGAGCUCUUUAUCACUCGAGUCAAAGUUGUGUCCUAGGUCUCCUCUCUGUGUUCACAGUUAUGAAUGUACAGCCAUGUUAUAGAGUAAAUCAUUAUCCUGUGUGCACCUACUACUGUCACAACAAAAUAUAAGGAGAAUGCAGGAUGAAGGAAAAUAGUUGUUUAUUCAAAAUGUACAGUAAUAUAAUCAACACCAGAAUGAACUUAAGAUAUUAUGGGAUCAGUUAAGUCAGUAGUGAGGGUUCAUGUAUGCAUGAAUGUGGGAUGAGAAAGAUGUUGGAUGCAUGAACACAAAAUAAUGUGCUGGGGCGGGUCCUGGCCAGAAAAGGCCAUUUCUUAUAGGACGGUUCUUCCAACCAAAGUCAUCAACCAGACUCCCCCCUCUGGAUACUUGCCUCACAAAGGAAACAAAACAUACUGAGGGGAUUAGCAUAACAAAAAAGAUGGGCCAAAGGCUAAUGUCUCCAUAAGACCCACAGAUAUUACCUCCUCUCUGGAUAUCACUGUUUGUCUUGAGCUUAUUAAUGUCAACAACAUCUGCUGUGGCCACACAGGCAGCUGCUGUGCCGUGUGGAGGACAGGACGUACCUCGGUUAGACUAAAUAGAUUCAUUGAAUUCAGCAUUUGUCCCGACGGCUUCAACCUUUGUUCAGUGUUUUCACUGACGUGCUCAGUUAAUAAAGUAUGUACAAUACAUCUGCUGCAGUCCAGCACAACAGCCUUGUAUGAGAUUCUCUUUGAAGAUACAACAUUUCAAGGUUUUGUUGAGACUGUCAGUGAUGUUGAGUAAACUGGUCUGUGCUAUCUAAGCUUAUAUAACAUUUUGUAAUAGAAACAGGAGCCAGUCACAUGUGCUGUCCUUGGGGGUGUCUCUGUCCCCCCCGACCCCCAAUAAAGCACCAGCGGUGUAGAUUGUGUAUGGACACGAUGAUGGACUAGUAUUUUUAUUUCAUUGUAUUUAUUUUCUGCUUCUGCUAUAUUUCAUUGCUUCUCAC